Messenger RNA from Truncatella angustata, 1302 nucleotides. RefSeq lists its product as uncharacterized. NCBI's taxonomy places the organism in Eukaryota, Fungi, Ascomycota, Sordariomycetes, Amphisphaeriales, Sporocadaceae. The record is from RefSeq and is a predicted model, not a curated record. The coding region runs from base 428 to 970 and encodes 180 amino acids. The transcript has a single exon.
GCCGUUUCUCCACUCUAUAGACGUCUGUUCAACUCUAUACUCCUCUUCCAUCUUUCCGGCCGGUGAUGCUGAUUGUUUUCGUGGGUUUCGACCACCAUUGACAAUGAGCGGUCGGUCGGCCAAAGGGGAUGUGACCCCCACAUUGCGGAUAACGAGGGCUUACCUCUUCCCGCUUUUAUGAUACGGCUUUCUGCUUUUGUCCACGACUUCCGCUAACCAAUUACAGCAACACGUGUGGGAACCUUAGAGCAAUAGCACACAUCAAAAGAGGGUUUUAUGCUCAAAGAUAAUUGUCUUACAAAUGCCCACUUAUCAAGACUUAAGAAGGCGUGGAUCGGCUGCCCACGGUCGAGCGAGCAAUCUUGGCCAAUACGCUGCUGAAACCCACGGCGGAGCCUGCGGCUCUUGGAAAUUCCCAUAGCUUUCUAUGCUUGGUCAUCCCAAUAAAUCAGCUGCUGAGAAGGUUCGAAGAGGGGUUGGAGCGAAGAAAGUACGUUGUGUCAGUGCAUAUUAUAUCUUGCAUAUAAAGAAGAAACGCUCAGGAUUUACCAUUUCCUUUCAUCCUUUGUCUUCUAUAUCACUACCACCACCAAAUCUCCCAACCAACUCUCCGCAAACCUUACAAUCUUUUGUCUACUUUGACUUGACGGAUUCUACACUCAAGACCUUCAAACCUACCUUACAAACAAACAAAUCCAACUCCCCCAACUCGAACGAAAUGGCAUCCUUCGCUUCAAACAUCCGCAAGAGCCAGCCCAUGGUUUUCCUCUCUCUCGCACCUACCACGUCUGAGACACAAGCUGCGUCUCCGGCUCAACAGUCGGUCGAGCGACCUACAGCACGCCGUAGUUCCAGUCUGAGCAGCACCAGCUCUGUUCAAUACCGCUUCCUCAAGCUCGGUCCCGUCCAGAACGGCGCUCACCCCGACGAGAGCCAGGAGGACUUCCACGAGGUCGCCAUCGUGGAGUAAACUGCAUCGAGGGAUAUCAAUACAGAAUCACUAAGACUUCUACGUCUACGUGCUACGACAUGACGAGUUGAUUUGAUUUUUACACCUUGCUUGAUACAAUGGACUACUACAGCGAUCGCGAUGAUUUUUGAGGGCAUUAUUAUUUCUUACCCCCCGGGAGCCAAGGAGGGGUGUUGCACAAGUGCGAACGGGCUAGAGGCUAAAGGACUGGAGUAAGCGGACAGCGUCACAGGUUGAUCUUAUGGAAAUUUGGCGAAUUUUUGGGACUUUCAUCUUACGCAAGAAAUUAGACAAAAUUGAAGCACGUCAAAUGGGCGCCUAUCUCUCUCUCA